Amphibalanus amphitrite is the source of this 486-nucleotide messenger RNA. Its product is annotated as translocon-associated protein subunit gamma-like. The record is from RefSeq and is a predicted model, not a curated record. Gene Ontology annotation, biological process: SRP-dependent cotranslational protein targeting to membrane. The transcript has 3 exons. Lineage: Eukaryota; Metazoa; Arthropoda; Thecostraca; Balanomorpha; Balanidae. Gene Ontology annotation, cellular component: endoplasmic reticulum; membrane. Bases 1 to 486 code for a protein of 161 amino acids.
AUGCCUGCCGCCAAUACGGGUGCGAAGUUCAGUAACGAAGAAGAGCUUCUUCUGCAGGACUUCAGCCGGCUGUACUGGAGGAUCCACAUGAUGGACCUCUACUCCUCCAUCCCCAUCUUCCUCAUCAUCACACUGGCCUCAACCUACCUGGUGGCCAUGGCAUACAAAAACACCAAGUUCAUCUUGAAGCAUAAGAUCGCCGUGAAACGCGAGGAGGCCGUCACUCGGGAGAUGCAGAAGAAGCUGGCCGAGGACAAGAAGAUGAGCAAGAAGGAGAAGGACGAGCGCACGCUGUGGAAGAAGAACGAGGUGGCCGACUACGAGGCCACCACCUUCUCAAUCUUCUACAACAACGCCCUCUUCCUGGCCAUCGUCAUCGUGGCCUCGUUCUACGUGCUGCGCUCGUUCGCGCCCACCUUUAACUAUGUGCUCUCGGUGGGCUCGGGGGCCGGCCUGCUAUGGCUGUUCUCCACGGGCACCAAGUAG